UCCCAGGGAGCGCUCUGCCCCAAAGGCUCAGGUAGGAAGCGCGGGCUGCCUGGUGCAUGCCCGGGACUCCGGGAGGUGCAUCUCUCCCUCCGCUCGCCUUCCUCGGAGCUGCGGGCCGCCCCGGAGGGCUGGCGGUUCCGGUGGCUGGCUGCAGGGAGCCGGGUCGAGCCCUCCCUCGGUCCACAGCUGUACGCGGCUCCGGCGCCAUGCUUCUGCUGGGCAUCUUCACCUUGGCCCUCGCCGGGCGACCAGCCAGCGGCUCCGAGCCAGAGCUAGAGGUGGUCAUUCCAAUCCGACUGGACCCGGACAUCAACGGCCGCCACUACUACUGGUGGGGUCCCGAGGACGCCGGGGAUCAGGGCCUCAUCUUUCAGAUCACAGCAUUUCAGGAGGACUUUUAUCUCCACCUGACCCCAGAUGCCCAGUUCCUGGCGCCUGCCUUCACCACCGAGCACCUGGGCGCCCAGCUCCGGGGCCUGGCGGGGAGCUCCCCAGAGCUGCGGCGGUGCUUCUACUCGGGGAAUGUGAACGCGGAGCCGGGCUCUUUCGCCGCCGUGAGUCUGUGCGGGGGACUGCGCGGAGCCUUUGGCUACCGGGGAGCGGAGUAUUUCAUUAGUCCGCUGCCCAACGCCAGCGCACCCGCGGCUCAGCGCACCGGCCAGGGCACGCACCUCCUCCAGCGCCGGAACUUCCCUGGCAGGCGGCCUGGAGACACGACCUCCCGCUGCGGGGUGGCCUCGGGUUGGAACCCGGCCAUCCUGCGGGCUCUGGACCCUUACAAGCUGCGGCGGGCCGGUUUAGGGGAGAGGCGCGGCCGGCGCAGGUCAGCGCGCGCAAAGCGCUUCGUGUCGAUCCCGCGCUAUGUGGAGACACUGGUGGUGGCAGACGAGUCCAUGGUCAAGUUCCACGGCGCGGACUUGGAACAUUACCUGCUGACGCUGCUGGCCACGGCGGCUCGGCUCUACCGCCACCCUAGCAUCCUCAACCCCAUCAACAUCGUCGUGGUCAAGGUGCUGCUUCUCGGAGACCGCGACUCCGGGCCCAAGGUCACGGGCAACGCGGCCAUGACGUUGCGCAACUUCUGCGCCUGGCAGAAGAAGCUGAAUAAAGUGAGUGACAAGCACCCCGAAUUCUGGGACACCGCCAUCCUCUUCACAAGGCAGGACCUGUGUGGCGCCACUACCUGUGACACACUGGGCAUGGCCGACGUGGGCACCAUGUGCGACCCCAAGAGAAGCUGUUCUGUGAUUGAGGAUGAUGGCCUUCCAUCCGCCUUCACCACGGCCCAUGAGCUGGGCCACGUUUUCAAUAUGCCACAUGACAAUGUGAAAGUGUGUGAAGAGGUGUUUGGGAAACUCCAAGCCAACCACAUGAUGUCCCCAACCCUCAUCCAGAUUGACCGGGCCAGCCCGUGGUCAGCCUGCAGUGCUGCCAUCAUCACCGACUUCCUGGACAACGGCCAUGGGGACUGCCUCCUGGACGAGCCCAGUAAGCCUAUCUCGCUGCCGGAAGACCUGCCGGGCACCAGCUACUCCCUAAAGCAGCAGUGUGAGCUGGCCUUUGGCGUUGGCUCCAAGCCCUGCCCUUACAUGCAGUACUGCACCAAGCUGUGGUGCACCGGCAAGGCCAAGGGGCAAAUGGUGUGCCAGACUCGCCACUUCCCCUGGGCAGAUGGCACCAGCUGUGGCGAGAGCAAGUUCUGUCUCAAGGGGGCCUGUGUCGAGCGGCACAAUAUCAAUAAAUACAAGGUGGACGGCUCUUGGGCCAAGUGGGAGCCCUAUGGCCCCUGCUCUCGGACCUGUGGUGGGGGCAUUCAGCUGGCCCGGCGGCAGUGCAACAACCCAGCCCCGGCCAAUGGGGGCAAGUACUGCGAGGGAGUACGGGUGAAAUAUCGAUCUUGCAACCUGGAACCAUGCCCCAGCUCAGCCUCUGGCAAGAGCUUUCGGGAGGAGCAGUGUGAGGCUUUCAAUGGCUACAACCACAGCACCAAUCGGCUCACCCUGGCAGUGUCCUGGGUGCCCAAGUACUCAGGUGUGUCUCCCCGGGACAAGUGCAAGCUCAUCUGCAGAGCCAACGGCACUGGUUACUUCUACGUGCUGGCUCCCAAGGUGGUGGAUGGCACUUCAUGCACUCUGGACUCCACCUCUGUCUGUGUCCAAGGCAAGUGCAUCAAGGCUGGCUGUGACGGGAACCUGGGCUCCAAGAAGAAGUUCGACAAAUGUGGGGUGUGUGGUGGAGACAACAAGAGCUGCAAGAAGGUGACAGGACUCUUCACCAAGCCCAUGCAUGGCUACAAUUUUGUGGUGGCCAUCCCUGCAGGUGCUUCGAGCAUCGACAUCCGCCAGCGGGGCUACAAGGGGCUUAUUGGGGACGACAACUACCUGGCCCUGAAGAACGGCCAAGGCAAGUACCUGCUCAAUGGGCACUUCGUGGUAACUGCUGUGGAGCGGGACCUGGUGGUGAAGGGCAGCCUGCUCCGGUACAGCGGAACUGCGACUGCGGUGGAGAGCCUGCAGGCGUCCCGGCCCAUCCUGGAGCCACUGACUGUGGAGGUCCUGUCUGUGGGGAAGAUGACCCCUCCCCGGGUGCGCUACUCUUUCUAUCUGCCCAAGGAGCCUCGGGAAGAUAAGUCCUCCCAUCACAAGGACCUCCGGGGCUCCUCUGUUCUGCGCAACAGCGUCCUCAGCUUCUCCAACCAGGUUGAGCAGCCCGACGGCAGGCCCCCUGCUCGCUGGGUGGCGGGCAGCUGGGGGCCUUGCUCCACGAGCUGUGGUAGAGGCUCACAGACUCGGGUCGUGGACUGCCGCGCCUCCCUGGGCCAGCUCUCGGCCUCUGCCUGUGAUGCAGCCCAUCGGCCGGUGGUGACACGGGACUGCGGGGAGCCCUGCCCAGCUUGGGAGAUUGGGGCAUGGUCACCUUGCUCCAAGAGCUGUGGUAGGGGAUUUAAGAGACGGCCUCUCAAGUGUGUGGGCCAGGCGGGACGACUGCUGGCUCGGGACCAGUGCAACCUGCACCGGAAGCCCCAGGAACUCGACUUCUGCAUCUUGAGGCCAUGCUGAACUAGACCCUCUCUGCCUCUCACUCUCUGCUCCUCACUGGUGCCACCACGUCUAGCCAAUAGGAAUAGUUGGCAGUGGGCAAUGGCCUGGGGCCCACCCUGAAGCCACCUGCAUCCAGGGACAAGGACGGUGGACCAGUCGAGAGAGUUCCACCUCCUCGUUGGCCUGGAUGGGAGGCUGCUGACUUCAGUCUACCUCAUGCCCACUUCCCCACGGUCUAGUGUGGGGAGGGCUGAGAGGUGUGUGCACUGGGCAGAGGCACUGAGGCCCAGAUCCAGAGGGGCCAGAGGAUAGGCACCUCCUAAGCAGAAUUUCAGGGACCCUGACUCCCCUUCAAGGGAGGUCACAGGCUGUUGGAAGAGCCAUGGCCCAGCAGCUUGGCACCCUCAGGUGGCCCCAAAGGCCCUUUGACCGUCUCUGAAUAAGGCCGGAUUUUACGGUGCUUUCAGCCCACUUCCCUUUCCCGACUGACAUGGGGGAUGAAGACCAAAGGAAAACUUGCUGGAAUGGGAAGAAGCUGGUUGGAGGGGAGAGUGGGGCGAGGCAUAAUUGGUGCAGGGGUCCACUACCCCGCACCAUGGGAAGGAAAGGGAACCCUGAGUUCUUCCUUCUACUCUCUGCCUCACUUAGAGAACCUUCUCCCCCCUCUCCUUGUCAGGACAUCAGGCGUUCUAUGUGGCUACCCUGCAGACCGAGGUAGAAAAUCAAUAGGGACCUUGUGAUCUGCAAGAAGGGAUCAAAGUAUUAAAAGAAGAUUCUGGAAUUUAUGAGGGGGUAGAUACCUGGUCUAAGGGCCUCUGAGGAGGGAUUGUGAGGGCCUGCUAUCCCUGGGGCCGGGUGGAAAUGGCCCUUUGGGUCCUGGGUCUGCCUUUGGGUUGCUAAGACCAGGUCUCACCUCAUGAGGAGGGUCCCGUUGGUAUGGCGUCUUCCUUCGGAGAGAACCCAUCUCUGUAUUACCUCAGAGAGCCCACACAGUGGCUACAAGCCUGCACCCAUCAAGUAGAGAGAGGGAGAGGAGAGAGACCUAGGAACACCCGGCUGCCCCCGGGCUCUGCUUCAGUCUUGACAGCUUGAGGCUGUUUGGUCCUGGCACUUCAUUCGGCUGCCCCAGGUCUUGGCUUUUUCAGUCAACAAAUGGGGUUCCCUCUUUGCUACCUCAGGUGAUGCUCUCUGGGAAGCAGACCGUGUCCCUUCCCCGCUGCUUCUGCCAGCCCACAUGUCUUGCUUCUCAGACCAAGCUGCCCACCACACGGAGGGCAUGCUUUUCUGUCCCCUCCACGACUAAGCCACCUUCUGGAAGCAGUUUCUCUCUUCAUGGUCCUUGGAGGCAGACUUUUGGAAGCAUCAAGAAUAAUUGGCUUGACCUGGAGACCCUUAGCCGCUCCCAAUCAAGUGCUCGAAAGUGUCUUCGGAGACUUGUUCAACCAAACCCAUUGCCAUUGAGUUGAUCUGACUCCUAGCAGCCCUACUGGACAAAGUGAAACUGCUCUUUAAGGUUCGCGAGGCUGUAAAUCUGUACAGGAGUAGACAGCCUCUCAUGCUUUUGACCCACCGACCUUGUAGCCCCAAACUGAAGUCACAACGCCACCAGGGUUCAUAGACAUGUUUGGGGAUGAGCAACCAGAACAUUUCAUGGAGCACAAGUCUGGAGACGCUUUGGGCAUUAGGGACUAUUUGACCCAGCAGAAUCUUUCUUGAGGGUACACGUGCCCUCACAUGUAGGUGGAGCAUUUCGUUCUGAGGGUAGUGUAGAAAGUUCCGGUACCACUUCCAUGGAGAAUUGCCAUAGGUGGUACCAAAGCAAGGACUUUUCCUGGGAAAAGGGCUUCUGGCUUUUUAUUUCAUUUUUCCCUUCAUAGUCUGGAGACCCAGGAGAGAGCUCCCACAGGAGGGCAGUAGGUAUGAAUUUCCCGUAGGGGAAGUAGGGAGGUGAGGAGGCCUCCCAUUGAUGCCAGUGAACAUAAGACGGGGCCACCAGUGCAGAAAUGAAGACUUGGUGGCUGACGACAGCCCUGCCCUGUGCAUGGGGUGGUCCCUUCAGGAGAGGAGGGUGUGGCAUGGGUGCUGUGCA
Molecule: messenger RNA, 5130 nt
Organism: Echinops telfairi (small Madagascar hedgehog)
Lineage: Eukaryota; Metazoa; Chordata; Mammalia; Afrosoricida; Tenrecidae
Gene: ADAMTS15
Product: ADAM metallopeptidase with thrombospondin type 1 motif 15
Exons: 8
Coding region: 57-3059 (1000 amino acids)
Biological process (GO): extracellular matrix organization; proteolysis
Cellular component (GO): extracellular matrix
Molecular function (GO): metalloendopeptidase activity
Source: RefSeq, a predicted model, not a curated record